Molecule: messenger RNA, 1437 nt
Organism: Ipomoea triloba (trilobed morning glory)
Lineage: Eukaryota; Viridiplantae; Streptophyta; Magnoliopsida; Solanales; Convolvulaceae
Product: serine/threonine protein phosphatase 2A 57 kDa regulatory subunit B' alpha isoform-like
Exons: 2
Coding region: 1-1437 (478 amino acids)
Biological process (GO): signal transduction
Cellular component (GO): protein phosphatase type 2A complex
Molecular function (GO): protein phosphatase regulator activity
Source: RefSeq, a predicted model, not a curated record
AUGGGUGGUAAUUUCAGAAAUAGCCCCAACAAGAUAACCACCACCAUCACCUCGCUCAAGACCCUUUUUGAUAUUGAUUCUUCAAACAAACAUACUCAUCAUCCACCAGGACCAGGACGAGCCCCUAAUAAACUACAGCUGGGUGCAGGUUUUGGAGACGAAAAUGACGAAAUGCUUUCCCUCAUUGCUUAUUGUUCCUUCACCUACACUUGGAUUGAUCCUCGGGAUUCUCCUUCGCUCCAGGAUCUCAAGCGCCUCAAGCUCAUUCAGCUCUUUUCCCUCAUAAGAAUCCACAAAAACCCUUUGGACCCUCAAAUAAUUCUCCCUCCCCUUUUCAUUAUGUUGUCCGCCAAUCUGUUUAGGCCUCUCCCUCCUCCCAAUAACCCCCUCUCCGCCACUACUAUCUUGCCUGACGACGACGACAACUUCAUGCUCAAUCCUGCCAAGGCAUGGUCGCAUUUGCAGAUCAUAUACGACAUACUCCUCCGGGUCAUCAUAACCACACAGCCUGAGGAGCUUCGUGCACCAGGUUUUAUAGAUCAUUCUUUCCUUCACAAUCUUCUGGUCCUUUUCCAGUCGGAUGACCCUAGAGAGCGGGAGAGCUUGAAAAAUGUGUUCCACCGUAUAUACUCCAAGUUCACAUUCUACAGAUCAUUCAUGCGUAAGGCAAUGAACGAUGUGUUUUUGCACUACAUUUUCGAAACGGAACAGAGGCAUCCGGGAAUAGGAGAGCUGCUAGAGAUCUGGGGAACCAUCAUCAACGGUUUCAGCGUCCCGCUAAAGGAUGAGCACAAGCUUUUCUUUACAAGAGUUCUCAUCCCACUGCACAGACCCAAAGGCAUGCAGGCAUAUCACAAGCAGUUGGCUUAUUGUGUGUUCCAGUUUGUGCAAAAGGAAGCAGAGCUUGCAGGGGUGGUAGUUAGAGGCAUAUUAAAGUACUGGCCACUCACCAAUUGCCACAAGGAAAUUGUGCUGAUUGGGGAAUUGGAAGAAUUGGUAGAGACUCUGCUGCAACCUUCUCAGUACAGGACCUUGGCUCUUCCUCUCUGCACCCAAAUCACCAAGUGUCUCAACAGUUGGAAUUCUCAGGUUGCUGAGCGUGCGCUGUACGUAUGGAACAGCGAGAAAUUUUGGAGGAUGGCAGCAGAAUCAAUGGAACAAGUGUUCCCCAUACUAGUCCGGGGCUUGGAGGAUAAUCUGAAAGGGCACUGGAGCACAAGUGUGAAGGAGCUCACACAAAAUGUCAAACGCAUGCUUCAGGAGCUGGACCCCUGCUUAUACACCAACUGCCUUCUGCACCUUGAAAUCCAACAAACUCUUCUUCACCAACAACACAUUUCUAGACGACACAAGUGGAACACAAUUGAAGAAAAGGCCGCAGCCAACACUCAACUAUUGCCUGCAACUGCAAUCAACACCCUGCCCAUGCUCUGUUAA